AUGUCCGAAGUCCCCUUCGCCGUCAUAUCCCCAUCGGUGGUAGCAACCAUCUACCAUCGAGAACAAGGCUCACCCGACCCGUCUUUGCUUAUGUGUUACGACAAACUCGGGGGAAAGAGAUUCGGCUAUCAGUCAGGCGCUUCAGCAUCUAGUGCGCUUUCAUUCUCCGUCCUCCUACGCGAUCUGGAUCUGGGCUGGAACAUCGACUGGGCUGUGGCUUUCUUCGUCGACCACUUGGAGCAGAAAUGGGAUGAUGCUGCUGAAAUGCUGAGGAACAUACGGAUACGAGCUCAGUCACUUGAGGAUGAUGGUUUAAGAAAGGAGAUCCCAUAUCGAAUCUUCAACAAGCUGGACGAGGUGCUCUUCGCUGGGCAUCUCAAGAAUGCCGUCUUUCUCGAUAUCAGCAGCUUGGGUUGUGAUGUCUCCGGGGCUACAUAUACGCAUAGAUUGGGACCAGACCCGGACGUCAAACGCAUCUCAAUCAUUCUCAACAAGGACUCACUGGUUCGGGCAAAAGAUAUCGUCGCCGUACUAAUCCACCACAUGAUUCACGCGUACUUCCUCAUCGCUUGUGGUGGACAAAAGGAAGAAGAAGUGGACUACGGACGCCUCAGUCACGAUUUUCAUUUCGGCAAAGUCAUGCUUACCAUCAAGAAACUCUCAGCCGCUCAUGGCAGAGAGCUCACACCUCUCAACUACGGACACAGCUUACCCAAGAUGUGCUACCUGGACGAUGAAUACUACAGUCCGCGGUGGCGGGAUGAAUUGGAACAGGAAGAUAAAGAGGCAUGGUACUGCAGCCACUGCCACCACAACGUCCAAGGACCAUCGGCUCGUGAAGUAGACAAAUGGUACGACAAUAUCUGCAAGUCCCUCUUCACCCAGCCACCCAGUGUCCGUGAGCCCCUCGUCCAUACAUACAGCUCUCGACGCCACGAGCUCGAGUCAACCCGUAGAGGCACACUACCCCCGUCCACAAAGACCGUAGAGUUCCUCCACCAAGACAUCCCCAUACUUGUCGAAGCAGACAAACUCACCGAAUACCCCAGUAUCCCCAAAGCCUUCGCCAAAGCAGGCCACACCCGUUUUCUAAAACUCCCCGACGAAACCUCACCAGAAACAGUUCUUCGUUUCCUGGAAUUCCUACACACAGGCUCAUACAGCCCCUCGCCUUCCUCUUCCACUGCCAGUGACAGAAAACCCCAUGCCCCUAUCAUCACACCACCCUCCCCCACCACUGCAACGGAAACACCCCUCCUAACCGCCAUCCAAUUCGCAAACUUCGCAACCCAAAUGUCCUUUUCAGAAUGCAAAACACACGCCCUAUCCCACCUAGCCAGCCCCAUAACCUGCACCGAAGACCCCGUCGCCGUACUCACGGAAAUUUAUCGUGGCGGUUGUGAGCCAGAUGCCGAGCUUAAGAGUUGGGCGCGCGCGUUCCUUGUGGCUGUGCCGGAGUACCAGCGUCACCACGAGCAACACUGGAGCCAUAUCGAUGUUGCAGCAACGGCCUUGUCGCUCCUCGGCUUCGGUGGACGUGGACCUGGCGUCGGUGUUGGUGUGGGUGGAAGUGGUGAACCACCCAACCUCAUCAAAUUAGAAAAACCUGCGUUGCCUUACCAAGCUCGUUUUCUGGCGGCGGUGGAGGCGAGUGGGGCGUUGGAGAAUGAUGUUGUGAAAGCGAGGGCGGAGUUGGAGGCGAGGGGGUGGUAUAAUCUCUCUACGUUAGCCAUGGACGAGUGUCUAUGUGUCUUGCCUGGUGGUGCGGCGAGGACCGACGGGGGUCUGGUAUGUGAAUCAUGUCUUCAUGGGGACAUGUGUUGGCGUAAGACACCAUCUCGCGUUGGCUUUGAGCUUUCUUCAUCUUCAUCUUCUUCGUCGUCGUCUUCCUAUCACUACCAGCACCAUCUAUCCACACCUCUUCACUCACGCGACUACCGCCCUCUCUCCACCAUCCUCGACCAACAACGCCAUCUCAAAGCCCUGCGCAGAGAAAAAGAACGCGAGCUAGCCCGAGAAAAGGAGCAGAUCAAAAAGUUGGACAGGGAAAAGGAGAGAGCGAGGGAGACGAAGGAGGUAUUGGAGCUCAAGGCUGCGAGGGAGGCGUUGUUGGAGAGGUUGAGGUUUGAGUGUGGGUACUAG
Pyrenophora tritici-repentis Pt-1C-BFP is the source of this 2142-nucleotide messenger RNA. Lineage: Eukaryota; Fungi; Ascomycota; Dothideomycetes; Pleosporales; Pleosporaceae. The record is from RefSeq and is a predicted model, not a curated record.